This is a messenger RNA of Daktulosphaira vitifoliae (grape phylloxera), 2709 nucleotides long. RefSeq lists its product as uncharacterized. NCBI's taxonomy places the organism in Eukaryota, Metazoa, Arthropoda, Insecta, Hemiptera, Phylloxeridae. The coding region runs from base 14 to 2632 and encodes 872 amino acids. The transcript is spliced from 3 exons. The record is from RefSeq and is a predicted model, not a curated record.
AACUAGUUUUAAAAUGAAGAAUCGGCAAUUAAUAUUUCUUUUGUUGAUAAUAUCUAGUUUGAUAUUUAACGAAGCAAUUAAAUAUGAGGAAAACGAUGAAAUUUGGGAAUAUGAAAAUAAUACGACGAGAGAAGCAGCUGCCAAUGGAGACUUGAAUGGUUUAAUGUAUGCUCAUAAAAAUGGAUGUCCUUGGAAUGAAAGCACAACAGAAGCAGCUGCUUUUAAUGGUGAAUUAGAAUGUUUAAUAUAUGCUUAUGAAAAUAAUUGUCCUUGGGAUGAAAGCACAGCAGAAGCCGCUGCUUCUAAUGGUGAAUUAAAAUGUUUAAUAUAUGCUCAUGAAAAUGAAUGUCCGUGGGAUGAAAGCACAACAAUAGCAGCUGCUUCUAAUGAUAAAACAGAAUGUUUAGAGUAUGCUCAUAAAAAUAAAUGUCCAUGGGAUAGAAGAACAACAGCAUCUGCCGCUUUCUCUGGUAAUUUAGAAUGUUUAAAAUAUGCUCAUGAAAAUGGAUGUCCGUGGGAUGAAAGCACAACAAUAGCAGCUGCUGCUAACGGUAAAUUAGAAUGUUUAAAAUAUGCUCAUAUGAAAAAAUGUCCAUGGAAUAAAAGAACGACAGAAGCAGCUGCAAAAUAUAAUAACUUACAAUGUUUAAUAUAUGCUCAUAAAAAUGGGUGUAAAUGGGAUAGAAAGAAAAUUAUAUCAAGUGCUAUUGAAAAUGAUAAUCUAGAAAUGUUAAAAUAUUCUUGCGAUGAUUUAAGUGAAUUGAACGAAUACCUUGCUACUAUUGCUGCUUCUAACGGUAGUAUAAAAAUUUUAAAAUACGCUCAUAAAAAUGGAUUCUAUUGGGAUAAAGAAACAAUAGAAGAAGCUGCUUCUAAUGGUAAAUUAGAAUGUUUAAAAUAUGCUCAUGAAAACGGGUGUCCGUGGGAUAGAAGGACAACAAUACAAGCUGCUGUUCAUGGUGAAUUACAAUGUUUGAAAUAUGCUCAUGAAAAUGGAUGCCCGUUGGAUGAAAUUGCAGCAAUAGGAGCUGCUGUUCAUGAUAAAUUGGAUUGUUUAAAAUAUGUCCAUGAAAAUAAAUGUCCAUGGGGUGAAAAAACAACAAGAGCAGCUGCAUCAUAUGAUAGUUUCGAAUGCUUAAAAUAUGCUCAUGAAAAUGGCUGUAAAUGGAAUCCAGUCGAUAUUGCAAAAAUUGCUAUUGAAAAAGAUAAUGUAGACAUUUUGAAAUAUUCUUGCGAGCAUUUAGUGGAAUAUAGAAAAGUAUUCAUUACUCUGGCUGCCUAUUUAGGUAGUAUAAACGUUUUAAAAUAUGUCCAUGAAAAUGGAUGGCCGUGGGAUGAAAUAACAACAGAAGCAGCUGCUUCUAAUGGUAAAUUAGAAUGUUUAAAAUAUGCUCAUGAAAAUGGAUGUCCUUGGGAUGAAAGCACAACAGAAACAGCUGCUUCUAAUGGACAUUUAGAUUGUCUAAUGUAUGCCUAUAAAAAUGGAUGUCCGUGGGAUGAAAGCACAACAGAAGCAGCUGCUUCUAAUGGACAUUUAGUUUGUCUAAUGUACGCCUAUAAAAAUGGAUGUCCAUGGGAUGAAAGCACAGCAGAAGCAGCUGCUUCUAGUGGUAAUUUGGAAUGUUUAACAUAUGCCUAUGAAAAUAAAUGUCCGUGGAAUGAAAGCACAACAAUAGCAGCUGCGUUGAAUAGUAAUUUAGAAUGUUUAAAAUAUGCUCAUGAAAAAAAAUGUCCGUGGAAUGAAUUGACGGCAAAAGCGGCUGCACAAAGUGGUGAUCUAAAAUGUUUAAUAUAUGUUCAUGAAAAUGGUUGCAAAUGGGACGAAACCACAACUAGUGCUGCUGCAGCAAGUGGUAGUUUAGACUGUUUAAAGUACGCCCACGAAAAAGGAUGUGUUUGGGAUAAGAGUACAACCAAAGCAGCUGCAGAAAGUGGCUGUUUUGAAUGUCUAAAGUACGCCCACAAAAAUAAAUGUGUUUGGGAUGAAACCACAACUAGUGCUGCUGCAUCAAGUGGCUGUUUUGACUGUUUAAUGUAUGCCUAUGAAAAUGGAAGUGUUUGGGAUGACAGUACAACUAGAGCUGCUGCAGCAAGUGGCUGUUUAGAGUGCUUGAUAUAUGCUAAUGAAAAGGGAUGUAAUUGGGAUAAACAUACAAUAGUUGCUGCAGCUGAGAAUGGAAAAUUAAAUUGUCUUAAAUAUGCCCGUGAAUAUGGAUGUGAUUGGGUUGAAGGUACCACGAAAGCGGCUGCAGCAAAUGGACAUUUAAAUUGCUUAAUGUAUGCCCAUAAAAAUGGGUGCGAGUGGGACGAAGGCACAACAAGAGAAGCUGCUUCUAAUGGUAAAUUAGAAUGUUUAAAAUAUGUUCAUGAAAAUAAAUGUAAGUGGGAUAAAGAAACAACAAGUGUAGCUGCUGCAAAUGGUCAUUUAGAUUGCCUAAAAUAUGUUCAUGAAAAUGGGUGUGAGUGGGACGAUAGCACAACAAGACUGGCUGCUGAAAAAGGUCGAUAUCUGUGCUUAAAAUAUGCCCAUGAAAAUAAUUGUCCUUGGAGUAAAGGAACCCUUUAUGGAGCUAUUCAAGCUAAUUGUCAUUAUAUAAUCGACUAUGCUAUCAGAAAUGGUUGUUCCAGUUAAUUUCCUGUGAACUAACAUUAAAUGUACUAUAUUCAACUACAUUGCCUAUUAUUAUAUUAUUUUAAAAUAAAUUAUAC